UGCACGCCGGGACGGCAGCGCGCGCCGCGGCCGGGAGGAGGCGGAGGAGCCAAGAUGGACGCCGGGUUCUUCCGCGGAACCAGCGCAGAGCAGGACAAUCGCUUCAGCAACAAGCAGAAGAAGCUGUUGAAGCAGUUGAAGUUUGCAGAAUGCUUAGAAAAGAAGGUGGACAUGAGCAAAGUAAAUCUGGAAGUAAUCAAACCAUGGAUAACAAAACGAGUAACAGAAAUCCUUGGCUUUGAAGAUGAUGUAGUAAUUGAAUUUAUAUUCAACCAGUUGGAAGUGAAGAACCCAGAUUCCAAAAUGAUGCAAAUCAACUUGACUGGUUUUUUGAAUGGGAAAAAUGCUAGGGAGUUCAUGGGAGAACUGUGGCCACUGCUAUUAAGUGCACAAGAAAACAUUGCUGGUAUUCCAACUGCAUUUCUGGAACUGAAGAAAGAAGAAAUCAAACAACGACAGAUAGAGCAGGAGAAACUGGCUUCCAUGAAGAAACAAGAUGAAGACAAAGAGAAGAGAGAUAAGGAAGACAAAGACAACAGAGAGAAAAGAGACAGAUCCAGGAGUCCAAGAAGACGCAAGUCCCGCUCUCCCUCCCCUCGGCGGCGGUCGUCUCCCGUGCGCCGCGAGCGGAAGCGCAGCCACUCGCGCUCCCCCCACCACCGCACCAAGAGCCGCAGUGCCACCCCUGCCCCCGAGAAGAAAGAGGCCACUCCUGAGCCAGAGCCCUCCGUGAAACCAAAGGAGACUGUUGUGCAAGAGGCAGCUUCAAACAGUGAUAUCCCAAAAGCUCCUAAACCUGAACCACCUGUACCAGAGACUAAGGAAACUUCACCAGAACGUAAUUCAAAGAAGGAGAGGGAGCGGGAGAGGGAGAGGGAGAAGGAGAAGGAGAAGACUCGUCAGAGAUCCCCGUCUCGGUCCAAGUCCAGGUCAAGGUCCCGGUCCCGUUCUCCGUCUCAUUCUCGACCCAGAAGGCGCCAUAGAUCACGGUCAAGAAGGCGACCCAGCCCGCGGCGCCGGCCGUCCCCGCGCAGGAGGAGCCCGCCCCGGAGGAUGCCUCCCCCACCCAGGCACAGGAGGAGCAGAUCCCCCGUCAGGCGGAGACGACGCUCCUCGGCCUCGCUGUCCGGCAGCAGCUCCUCCUCAUCCUCGUCGCGCUCCCGCUCUCCACCAAAGAAGCCUCCCAAGAGACCCGUGUCCAGCCCCCCCCGCAAAACGCGCCGGCUGUCGCCCUCCGCCAGCCCCCCCCGGCGCCGCCACCGGCCCUCGCCCCCCGGCAGCCCCCCGGCCAAGCCCCGCCGCUCGCCCACCCCCCAGCAGUCCAACCGCGCCCGCAAGAGCCGCGGCUCCGUCUCCCCCAGCAGGGCUUCAGCACCCAAACACAAGAGUACUGAGAAAAGAGAGUCUCCUUCGCCAGCACCCAAGCCCAGGAAAGCAGAAUUGUCGGAAUCAGAAGAAGACAAAGGAGGCAAAAUGGCUGCAGCAGAUUCUGUCCAACAGAGGCGCCAGUACAGGAGGCAAAAUCAACAGUCUUCAUCUGAUUCUGGUUCUUCGUCUUCCUCAGAAGAGGAGAGGCCCAAGAGGUCGAACGUGAAGAACGGGGAGGUGGGCAGGCGCCACCGGCACUCGCACUCGCGCAGCCCCUCGCCCCGCAAGCGCCAGAAGGACUCCUCGCCUCGCAGGAGGAGGAGGAGCCCCUCGCCGCCCCCCGCGCGCCGGCGCCGCUCCCCUUCCCCGGCGCCCCCGCCCCGGCGCCGCCGCUCCCCGUCCCCGCCUCGCCGAAGGUCUCCAUCACCGCCCCCGCGCAGACGUUCUCCCUCUCCGCGGAGAUACUCGCCCCCGAUCCAGAGGCGAUAUUCCCCCUCUCCCCCUCCCAAGAGGAGAACGGCUUCUCCUCCUCCCCCUCCCAAAAGAAGGGCCUCCCCUUCCCCCCAGUCCAAGCGCAGAGUCUCCCACUCCCCACCGCCAAAACAGAGGAGCUCCCCCUCUGCCAAGCGGCGCUCCCCUUCCGAGUCUUCCAAGCACAGGAAGGGGUCUCCUCCCAGCAGAUCCAACAGGGAAACGCGUUCUCCACCCCAAAACAAAAGGCAUUCACCUUCACCACGGCCUCGAGCUUCCCACCCCUCCUCCAGCCCCGCGCCGCCGCGCCGGGGAGCGUCGGCGUCGCCGCAGAGGAGGCAGUCACCCUCACCCAGCAGCAGGCCCAUCAGGAGGGUGUCCAGAACGCCAGAACCCAAGAAAACAAAGGCUUCCACCCCCAGCCCCCGGCGCGUGUCCUCGUCCCGCUCUGCGUCAGGGUCGCCUGAGACGGCUCCCAAAAAACACCCAGGACCUGCAUCUCCUGCCCGCUCUCGCUCUCCUUCUGCAAACUGGUCACCUGCAAAAAAGGCCAAGAGCCCAACUCAGAGCCCAUCACCUGCCAGGAAUUCAGAUCAAGAAGGUGGUGGCAAGAAGAAGAAGAAAAAGAAGGAUAAGAAGCAUAAAAAGGAUAAAAAGCACAAGAAACACAAAAAGCAUAAGAAGGAGAAGGCAGCAGCAGCUGCAGUGGCUGCUGCUGUGGCUCCAGCAGACACCACCUCAGCACAGGGAGAGCAGGAAGCAGAGACAGAACCCAAAAAGGAGACAGAAAGCGAACCCGAGGACAACCUGGAUGACCUCGAAAAGCACCUGCGGGAGAAGGCCCUGAGGUCCAUGAGGAAGGCGCAGGUGUCCCCCCCCUCCUAGGCCAACCCUUUGAUAUAAUGUACAUUUUAUUUGGUUUGUACUCAGAAUUCAAUUUCAAAUUGCUAAAUGUGUUUGAGCUUUAGAAUAUAACAUUUGUUGUAAUAAUUGCUAGGUUGAGGUUCACCAUGUACAAAGGGCAUGGAUUUACAUUACAAAAGGUGUCCACAGUGUACUAGUGACAUUCUUUCAUUGACAGUCAGCAUAAUUUCAUUUAGAGUGAGACUUUUUAGAAGCAGUAGGAAUUUGUUUUGGAGGUUUGAAACAUGACCGUCAGUUCCCUCAUUUCUUUGAAAUCCAGCAGAGCCUUGAGCAGAAUUUGUGAGGGGCUCAUUUGACUUCUUUUGUAUCACUUACAUGAUGCUACUAACCUUUGUGGUUUGUAGGCUUGCCCAGGAGUAAAACCACUGCAGAAUUCAAGGAAGUACAUCUCUAUUUUAAUGCUUUCUACUGUUGCCUGUAUAGUCUCCAUUAAAGCCAAUCAAGAAUAGCAAUUUAGAGUGGUACAUAAAUGAAAGCAUGUUGUUUACCAGGACACUGUGGGUUUAUAUUGAUGUAACAUGUUGAUUUGGAACACUGGAAUUUCAUUUGUAUUUUUAUGUUCUUUUUUUAAAGGGCAGUUUCCAUGAUCAGCAGACCCAGAAAAAAAAAUAAUAAUUCCUUCAGUUCCAUAAAUUUUGUUUGUGAGCUGUCGUUGCCCCAUUCAUAAAUCUUGUCUCGUUACGGUUCUUCGGAAUGGUCUGAGCAACUUUCAGAGCUGUGUUCUUUGAAAGUUUAGAGGAACCUGAACUUUGGAUAUUGUCAUGUUUUCACUGUUCUUUGUUUUUGUUUUUUUAACUAAAGCUAUAUAAAGCUUGUGGAUUAAACAAAAUAAAUUUCUAAAUUUAAACAGA
This is a messenger RNA of Agelaius phoeniceus (red-winged blackbird), 3614 nucleotides long. It is a transcript of the gene SRRM1, whose product is annotated as serine and arginine repetitive matrix 1. Gene Ontology annotation, molecular function: RNA binding. Gene Ontology annotation, biological process: regulation of mRNA splicing, via spliceosome. NCBI's taxonomy places the organism in Eukaryota, Metazoa, Chordata, Aves, Passeriformes, Icteridae. Gene Ontology annotation, cellular component: spliceosomal complex. The record is from RefSeq and is a predicted model, not a curated record.